AAGCCCUUGGGGAUCUAAUUUAGGGCUUUGGCAUUUUCACAGGUGUCUUUCAAAGAUCACUGGAGUAGUGUUCUUGGAUUUUAGGGCUUUCUGGUAUGUGGACAGUGGAUCUUUUCCCGAAUCUGGGGUUGGAGGGGCGGUGUUGAUCACUGAUUUGCUGAAGGAUUAGAGGAAGUAGCGGAAAGGAAGUGAUGUUCGGACAAGGCAGUGGAAGAGGAAAUGGCAGGUCCUAAUCAACUGUGCAUUCGCCGCUGGACUACCAAGCAUGUAGCUGUUUGGCUGAAAGAUGAAGGCUUUUUUGAGUAUGUGGACAUCUUAUGCAAUAAGCACCGACUUGAUGGAAUCACAUUGCUAACACUGACUGAAUAUGAUCUCCGGUCUCCUCCUCUGGAAAUCAAAGUCUUAGGGGACAUUAAAAGGUUAAUGCUCUCAGUUCGCAAAUUGCAGAAAGUACAUAUUGAUGUUUUAGAAGAGAUGGACUACAACAGUGAUAGCCCCAUGGGUUCCAUGACCCCUUUCAUCAGUGCUCUUCAGGGUUCAGAGUGGCUCUGUAAUGGCGAUCCUUCACAUGACUGUGAUGGACCCAUCACUGACUUGAAUUCUGAUCAGUUCCAGUACAUGAAUGGUAAAAACAAACAUUCUGUUCGAAGAUUGGACCCAGAGUACUGGAAGACCAUACUGAGUUGUAUAUAUGUUUUUAUAGUAUUUGGAUUUACAUCCUUCAUUAUGGUUAUAGUCCAUGAGCGAGUACCUGACAUGCAAACCUAUCCACCACUCCCAGAUAUAUUCUUAGACAGUGUUCCUAGAAUCCCGUGGGCCUUUGCUAUGACAGAAGUAUGUGGCAUGAUUCUGUGCUAUAUUUGGCUCCUGGUUCUUCUUCUUCACAAGCACAGGGACAGAUCAGAGAUGAUGAUGAAGAGCCAUGAACCAGCCAUUGACAGCCUAGACUUAUCUUUCUUUAGAAACAAACAAGAGAUGUCAUUUUCUGUAGUGGAAACUCCUCCAAGGACAGUCUUUGAUCAAAUGUCAAUACUUCUGCGAAGGCUCUGUAGUCUGAUGGGCACUGUGUUCUUGCUUCGCUGCUUUACCAUGUUUGUGACCUCCCUCUCCGUGCCAGGACAGCACCUGCAGUGUACUGGAAAGGUAUAUGGCAGCGUAUGGGAGAAAUUACACCGGGCCUUUGCCAUUUGGAGUGGCUUUGGUAUGACCCUGACUGGCGUUCACACUUGUGGAGAUUACAUGUUCAGUGGCCACACAGUCGUCCUAACUAUGCUGAAUUUCUUUGUCACUGAAUAUACACCAAGAAGCUGGAAUUUCUUGCACACUUUAUCCUGGGUUCUCAACCUCUUUGGAAUCUUCUUCAUUUUGGCUGCUCAUGAACAUUAUUCCAUUGAUGUGUUUAUUGCCUUUUAUAUCACAACAAGACUCUUUUUGUACUAUCAUACUCUGGCCAAUACCAGAGCUUAUCAGCAGAGUAGGAGAGCAAGGAUUUGGUUUCCCAUGUUUUCUUUUUUUGAAUGCAAUGUUAAUGGUACAGUACCUAAUGAAUAUUGUUGGCCAUUUUCAAAACCAGCAGUAAUGAAGAGGCUAAUUGGAUGAAGACCAGUCUUUGUAAUGUGUUCUUGAUUAAACAUACAGUAGAUGUUGAAAAUGAAUAACUUUGCUUUCUCCCCCUAGGUUGUUCCUAGAGGCCUUGUGUUUUGGCUUGUAUGUUGACAAAGUAAAGCUCCCUGUUCUGAGCAAGGCUGUGAUUGUAAAAAGCGAGAAAGAGCAAUCAAAAGUCCUUACAUAGCUGUUUGAAAAGAAAGCUUAAGUAGGUGUUCUCUGCCUCUUCUCUUUAGGCAGAGUUAAUGUUUGUGAUUGAAGUCAGGCUUUUGCCCAUACCUGUUGAAUAUUUGCUUAUUGAACUUAAGCAAGUCAAGCAAUUUGCUGGUUGAAAGAUUUGUAUUAAUUCCCACUAGGACUCUAGUCAAGAAAUAGUUUUUGAAGCUCCUUAUUGUCUUCAAAGGAAAAGCCCCUAUCAAGUGAGCAAUACUUGUUAUUUGAACUAUUUUCUGUGUUUAGAAAAUGCAACUCUGGAAAGUGAUCUGCUUUAUUGUCAGAUAAUUUUUGCCUUCUGAACCAUCUUUAAGUACAGUGUACUGAAUAUGCCAGGAUGCCUGAAACAAGGAGGAGAGAAUGGAAGGGGCGAUAAGAGGUGACAAAGUACUGAUGAGGAAGCCACCUCCCUCCUCAUUAAUGCAAAUGUAGUACUGGCAUUUUUCACCACAAAUGCAACAAAAGAUGCAGUUCCAAUUUUGUUCUGAGAGUUCAGUAUGCCUAUCAGUAAGUAUUCAUGAGGGAAAAAUUACUGCAUCCAUAAAAAUAAAAUUGACUUAAUCUUAGUGAUGUAGGUACCUGGAAUAACUUUGUGCUAUAGUUGUUAGUUAGACAAAUGACAGCCCAAUUUUAUGCUUUUCUAAUGAUGUUAUUUAAUGAGCAAAAUAGGACUGUUUUACCAGUUGUUAGGUCAAGUUCUUAUGUCCUUAAAUAAGGAGGUAUGCAUGCAAAGAAUUUUUUCCCCUUCUGAAAUGAAAUUUAUAACAGGUUUCAGAUAUAACUUUUUGGUUUUUGAAAUUUCUCAUUCUUGCCCAUCAGAAGUGAACAGUCUCAGACAUAUUUGGAUACUAAAAGGUUUUGUUAUUUUUAAUUUUUAAAUACAAUUGUAUACAUACGUUCUUUCCAUUACAUCUUAUUUUGGCAGUCAGGAAGUGAUAUAACUUAGCUGCUGUUUACAACACUAGAGAUUUAGUACCUUAAGUAAUUUCACCUCUAUGGUAACAUUUGUCACUUUAUUUUUAAUGAUUUCAUAUAGCAGUUAUGACAGAAGGGUGGUUAUAGAGGAGUUUGAAUCCCAACUGGUCAGCUUAGCCACUUGGAAUAUUAAUUGUGUAGUCUUUACAUUCCAUUUUAAAACAAGAUGUUAGAAAAAGUGCUGACAUACUGAGAUCUAAAGUUAGAUCUCUCAGGCAGAAGUCUGCUCCUUACCUGGGUGAAAUAUUUUAUUUUUGCACUUUACUUCAUAGUCCCACCCCUGUAUAAGCUACAGAGGAGCCUGAAUGAAUUUGACAGGAAAGGAGUAUUAUGCAAACAAGUUUCAGCCAGUGCUGAAUGACCUCAGUUUGGGUCUGCUCUGAACAUUAUUUUUUAUUUCUCACUUGAGUAAUGAAACAGGGCAAUUCAAGUUUUAUUAUGCUUUUAAAUCUCACACUUCAGGAUCUUAUAAUAUCUUAAAUUGUUGAUUCUAUUACAUGCAAGAGACAAAAAUACCAGUGUUUCAUCUAAGGAAAUUACAUAAUCAUUAAGGGUGAAGGAUGUUUCCUAUGCCAGUUAAAGUGGUUUUGACCUCAAGGGUAAAGAAAUGUACUAUUGCCACUUUUUCCAAAUGGCCGAGCAGAACUGAGUUUAGCUAGAGAGGGACUAAUGUUGGCUUUUGUAAAAAUGUUCAAAAAAAAUCUGGCAACAUUAAUUCUAAAAUGUUAAAGAAAUAGCUGCUUAGUGUUAAAUUUUCCUAACAUCAGUCUUCUUCCCUUCGUGUGGAUUCUAUUCUAGAACAAAAUAGGAAAAAAAAA
Trichechus manatus latirostris (Florida manatee) is the source of this 3611-nucleotide messenger RNA. RefSeq names its product sterile alpha motif domain containing 8 (gene SAMD8). Gene Ontology annotation, biological process: ceramide biosynthetic process. Gene Ontology annotation, cellular component: endoplasmic reticulum membrane; plasma membrane; Golgi membrane. Gene Ontology annotation, molecular function: sphingomyelin synthase activity; protein binding; ceramide cholinephosphotransferase activity. NCBI's taxonomy places the organism in Eukaryota, Metazoa, Chordata, Mammalia, Sirenia, Trichechidae. The transcript has 7 exons. Bases 220 to 1599 code for a protein of 459 amino acids. The record is from RefSeq and is a predicted model, not a curated record.